AUGGUCUCCCCCAGGAUCUGUGGUCAGAACCAGGUCCCAGAAAAUGUGAGUGUGGUGGUGAACAACCCUGUGUCUCUAACCUGUGAGGCCUCUGGCAUCCCUCCUCCUGCUAUCACCUGGCUGAACGAUGGAAACACAGCAGCACAGGAGACCGCAGCAGACACUUCAACCUCAACGUACUGGGAUCAAGCAGGAGCAGGACCUCAGCAUUUCGACCCUUUAUUACAAAUGGAGACACAUGAAGAUGUUCAAUACUGUUUUCAAGACAGAAACUCUUCUUGCAGAAAGGCUUUGCUAUCGACAUCUAUCUACAUAACACUGUACAUCUUCUUCUCAUUGAUUUCAGCAGUUACAGUAUUUCUGAACAUACUGGUGAUCAUCUCCAUCUCUCACUUCAAGCAUCUCCACACUCCAACCAACCUGCUCAUCCUCUCUCUGGCUGUGUCAGAUCUCCUGGUGGGACUGAUUGUGAUACCAGUAACGACUGUAGCAAUAAUGGAACCAUGCUGGGAUUUUGGGAAAUAUUUCUGUGUGUUUUAUUUCUACAUCACUUGUUUAUGCGUUUCAUUAUCUCUGGGCAAUUUGGUCUUGAUAUCUAUUGACCGUUAUGUUGCUGUGUGUGAUCCCUUAUUGUACCACUCUAAAAUAACAAUAACAAGAAUGAUGUAUUGUAUAUCCAUUACCUGGUGUUGUUGUAUCAUAUACGAUGCUGCUAUUGCAAAAAUCUUUGUAAAUGUACAGGUACCCAGUAGGUGUUUGAAAGAAUGUUUUACUGUAGAAGGGUCAGUCUGGGGUAAUAUAAUUGACUUUGUAAUUACAAUGGUUGUCCCAUGCUCUAUUAUUAUAACACUUUAUUUGAAAAUAUUUGUGGUGGCCAGAUCACAGGCCAGAAAGGUAUUUUCAAAAGAGGCUGCCAGUGUGUCUGGUGUUAAAACUGUACAGGCAAAUAAGUCUGAGAGAAAAGCAGCAAAAACUCUAGCUAUUGUUGUUUUCAACUAUCUCAUUUGUUGGAUUCCAUUUCAUUUGUAUUUAUUUUUUCUUUUAAUUGAUAAUCUAUCAUCAUUUAUCAUCAGCUUUCUGCCACUUGUUAAUUCCUUAAUUAAUCCAAUAAUUUAUGCUUUCUUUUAUCCAUGGUUCAAAGUAACAGCUAAACAUAUUUUAACUCUGAAGUUAAGACGUUCAUAGUUCCUAUGUUUUUAUUCCCUAGUUUGAAAUAGUUAUGUUAAUCUUUUUUUUUUGUAAUUGCUUCGUUCAUGUAACAAUACACUGACAUUACUCAUCUCAGUGUUGUCAUCAUAGAUACAUCUGGUGGUGAUACAGAAUGAUUUGGAUGGAUUGGAAUGGGAUGACUUGGAGAAGGCAUAUGAAGGCAUAAGCUUGUUUUAUAAAAUACAUUGUAGUCAUUUAGGGUUGUAUAUUCCAAAUACCAAAGUCUGUGGUUAUUCUAUGAAAUGUAAUUAUAAAUAGUAUGUAAUUAUUCUAAAAGUACAUAUUGAGGACGUCAUGGAUCAUUCUAUAUGUUGUUUAACAUUACCCUCUAGUGGCUCAAUUGGGACACAACGCCUUUGUGGUAAAGUUGAAAUGUACAAUACUGCAAGAUAACGGAUAACGUCCAAGUCUCACUCAAUGGUGUAUUUUAAUAGUUGAUGGUAAAAUGUAAGAAUAUGCAAUUAUGUGUAAAACUUAAUAAUAACGU
Messenger RNA from Coregonus clupeaformis (lake whitefish), 1696 nucleotides. RefSeq names its product trace amine-associated receptor 13c-like. Gene Ontology annotation, biological process: G protein-coupled receptor signaling pathway. The coding region runs from base 1 to 1185 and encodes 394 amino acids. The transcript is spliced from 3 exons. Gene Ontology annotation, molecular function: trace-amine receptor activity. NCBI's taxonomy places the organism in Eukaryota, Metazoa, Chordata, Actinopteri, Salmoniformes, Salmonidae. The record is from RefSeq and is a predicted model, not a curated record. Gene Ontology annotation, cellular component: membrane.